AUGAUUGCCUUGACCAAAUCAUUGGCCUUGUGCACUGUCUUCAUAUUCCUUUCCAUUUCGAUUCUACUCUUUAUCGCUGUAUUUUACAUCUGCAAAUAUCAUUACGAGAGGAUUCAAUUGGCACAAUGUGCGAUUUAUAUGAAACCGGAGGAAGUGGAUAAAAAUUGUAGUAGAAGAGGAGAAAAGGAAAUCGAAGCCGAUUGUGAGAUGGAACUUCCAUAUUAUUCUGUCCUCAACAUUCCCAAAAUAUUGCUUACACCAGAAGAACUGCCUCCAGAAUACCAUGAGCUAGAAUCUGCUCGUGCCUCUCCACUCCCUUCAUACGACGACGUCAUGUACUGUGACCAACUAAGUCGUUCAUUCCAGAACUUGUUGUCUCCGCGAUAA
This is a messenger RNA of Caenorhabditis remanei, 387 nucleotides long. RefSeq lists its product as uncharacterized. The record is from RefSeq and is a predicted model, not a curated record. The coding region runs from base 1 to 387 and encodes 128 amino acids. The transcript is spliced from 2 exons. Lineage: Eukaryota; Metazoa; Nematoda; Chromadorea; Rhabditida; Rhabditidae.